Molecule: messenger RNA, 2614 nt
Organism: Anopheles stephensi (Asian malaria mosquito)
Lineage: Eukaryota; Metazoa; Arthropoda; Insecta; Diptera; Culicidae
Product: GRIP and coiled-coil domain-containing protein 2-like
Exons: 6
Coding region: 93-1274 (393 amino acids)
Cellular component (GO): kinetochore; Ndc80 complex
Source: RefSeq, a predicted model, not a curated record
AGUGGGGUAACGGACAUUUGUUUAAAUGCAUUGUUUUGUUAGCUAGCUUUGUUGUGUGUUCGGUGCUGUGGUGAGAUCACAAAAUAACCAACAUGAGUAACGCCGUGUUUAUCGAUGAUUGGAACAGUAUAAUACCGUUUAAAAUCAAAGCAAUAGAUUUGGAAAAACCUACCGAACAGUUUGUGUACAAAGCGAUACUCCACUUUUUUAAACUCUUGCACUACGAUGUUUCCAGCUACGAAAACAUGUACAACGAAUCGAUCGAAACACUUACAGCCAAACGGGUGGAACUGGUAGCCAGGAUAAAUCACAUCUACCAGUUAUGUUCAGAUUCUAAACAAACGUCGUUCUUUUACAUAGAUCUCGUCAAACCAACGGGUAAAAAAAUUGUACAUCUCUUAAAAAUACUCCUUAACUACCUGUUCUACAUAAACAUGGUGAAGGAAAGUGUGCUGGAAAUGGCCAACAGUUGCGUGGAACAGUAUUGCGAGCUAAAUACCCAACUAAACCAGGAACAAAUAACGAAGGAAGAAAAUAAAAUACGUGCGAACAAUAUCAAUCGUCAUAUCGAUGACAUGAAAAAUCAGCUCCCCCAAUUAAAGCAACAAAUCGAAGCACUGCAGCAGCGCCACGAUGAGCUGCAGGAAAAUAUCGUCACGCUGAAAACGAACGACCAGGAACUGGCAGAUAAAAUUAUCAAGCUCAAAAUUGAACAUUCGGAACUAACCGAUCGCAUAGUGGCGGACGAAGAGGCCACUGCAAUGAGGGAUAUACAAAACACGCUGGAAAGAGAAAUCGAAGCACUUGCCGAAACGGAAAAGCAGCUACAGAAAACGUACGAAGUUCAUGUUGCGUCCAUCAAUGAAAUCAGACCGUGUAAUGCUCUGCUGGAGAAAAUGCUGCAGUUUGAAUUCGACGAUUCAUCCAAAAAUUUACGAAACGAGCUAGCUGAGCUGCACGCUCUGUAUGACAAGUUGCGAAAACAGCAGAACAGCUUGAUGAACAUUUCGGAUGCGUUGCAAAAAAAUUGCCAGGAAAUCGAUGCUGUAAUUGCAGAGAAAGCUCAAGAGCUGGCUGUGCGGAGAAAGGUGUUAACGAAGAGCGAUAGAAAAGCCGACAACAAACACCUGGAGAAGGAGAAACAUCUAAAAGCAUUACAGGAGACUAAUGAAAUAUUGGAACAUAUACUGGCAAUUCAAAGAUUAGAAGUGCAGAGGAUUAUUGAUGGAACUGAUAAAUCUCUCGAAAUUAUCAAGCACAAUUUGAUGCAAUAAUGCGCGUUAAGUCACAGCAUCGCCAAUUUCCCUGUUCAACAGUAUGGGGUUUUUAGUUUUUAUUCAUAAAGGAUGGCCUGGCGGUAUUGCUUAAAACUAGAUUACAAAACAGAAUACAGAAUUCACAUCGGAAUGGAGACAUUACCUUCUCCAAACCGUGAAAGGACACCUUUCAAUGAAGGGGUGAGCUCGUCCGGGGUCACAACAUUUGGAUAACGUUAAACUCCUAUUGAAUGUGGGCUUGAUCCACCGUAGUUUCUAACUUCUUCUUCUUCUUCUUUGGCAUAACGAACUCUUAGGUCAUGCCUGGCAUUUCUGGUUUACAAGACUUAAUGAUACCACGUAAUUGGAUAGUCAGUCCUCACUACGGGUGAGCGACCCACAUGGGAUUUGAUCCCCAGCCCUGCCGUGUGAAGACCGGCGCCGCUGUCGUAUCUAUCGUCGGAGCGCCCUGGAACUGCUUGCAUAGAGGUUGCUGUAUAGACUUGCACCAUUGCCAUACAAUUCUAUACCAUUCAAAGAGCCUAUUCACCGAAUAUUUUUUGUGCAAAUGAGUGAUUGGACAACUUUCCAGGUCGUAAUGCUUCUUCUUUGUUGCGAACGCAUACUAUAUUAUAUCUUUCGUUUAGUAUAAAUUCUCAUCGGAAAAUAUUAUUUUAGGAAAAAAAAAACCUUAAGUCACAGAUGGCGACCUCUUACCAUGAGAAAACGAAAGUAUGGUGCGUUAUUGGAAAUAUCAGAAAGGGGACAAUAUCCAGACAGAUGGAUGUUACUACCUUAAAAGUUAACAUUCUUCGUCCUUGGCACUGUAACCUCAAGAGGUCACGGCCUGCCACACAUUUUUGGCUUUUUGUGAAUUGUUUUUACCCGUAGCUGGAUAUAGGGAGGGAUUUGAUCGCCGGUUCUGCCAUGUGACCGCCGCCCCGGUCAUCAGACCGCCUUUAAUACGUUACGCAAGCCACCUUUUUAAUUCUGUGCAUGCCAACAUUACCAGUUUAAGGUCAUGAGUUGUAGAUAUCGUUAGCAUUGCAGCUGACUCACACGUAUGGUCACGAGUUUUGGUACUUAGAAGUAGUGAAGGAAUUAGGUUUCCAUUUGAAUGCUAUUAUAAACUUCUGAACAGACAGAGAGUAUGUAUCAUAUAAUAGUACAUCGGCCAAACAAACACUAGGAAUCCUUUCGAUCACGACGGAGCGGACAGCGACGGAAAAAGGAAGCCCAAACAUUGCCACAAAAUCUAGUACAUUGCGCCGAUUUGUGGCUUCCUCGUACCAGUUGUUGGGCAUCCAACAGCCAAUAUGGCCAAGUCCUGCUAAAAAAAAUAAAAAAAUCUCUCCUAA